Contarinia nasturtii (swede midge) is the source of this 4282-nucleotide messenger RNA. RefSeq names its product mothers against decapentaplegic homolog 3 (gene Smox). Lineage: Eukaryota; Metazoa; Arthropoda; Insecta; Diptera; Cecidomyiidae. The transcript is spliced from 7 exons. Gene Ontology annotation, molecular function: RNA polymerase II cis-regulatory region sequence-specific DNA binding; DNA-binding transcription factor activity, RNA polymerase II-specific; I-SMAD binding. The coding region runs from base 886 to 2292 and encodes 468 amino acids. The record is from RefSeq and is a predicted model, not a curated record. Gene Ontology annotation, cellular component: heteromeric SMAD protein complex. Gene Ontology annotation, biological process: regulation of transcription by RNA polymerase II; cell differentiation; SMAD protein signal transduction.
UCAGUUUGUUUAGUUUGUAUUUAGUUUUUUUUUUGUUUUUUUUUUUUCUGAAUCGCCAACACCAAAUUCAUUCGUGCAAAUUGGACAUCAACGAUUUUCAGACAAUAGAAUCGUACGAUUUGAUAAAAUUUGAUAAGUGUGAAAAAGACAACAGAAAAAAAAGUUACAACAAUUGUCACCGAUAGAAAUAGUUUCAUUUGGUAAUGGAUAAGCGGGAUCUUUUUUAAAAGUGAUGCGAAAAGAAAGAGAAAUAAAAUUGCUACAAAAAAAAAAAAACUGAAGAAAAUAUAGAAAAAAUAAAAAAAAAAACAAAUUGAAAGAAGUAUUUUUUUUUUGUAAAUUCUGAUUUCGGGUUUGGUGUUUAUUUGUCUCGUAUUCGCGAUAUGUUAAUUCAGUGAAGUAAGACAGACAAAGAGGCAGAGAUCGAAUCGGUGUAUAUGGCUUGAGUUACAUGUGUUCAAUUUUAUGAACGUUUGAUUAUACGUAUGUAAAUAUAGAUAGGAUUUCCUUUGUUUUUGUUGUUGUUGUCGUGUGUAUAUUAACGGAAUCAGUAAUAGACAUCGACCCGACUAUACAUAUAAUCGCACAACUAGAGCUUGAUUCAAUACUAAAUGGCUAGAAAGUAGAAUUCAACUUAAUUCAAAGAUUCUGUUAUCGAACCAACGACGCAGCAAAACUAAAAUUUACGCAGAGAAAAAGAGGGAGAGAGCGACAAGAAGAGAUAUAGAAAGAGAAAAUAAAGUGCACAGUUAAAGGGGCGAAACAUACGCAACGUAAACAUUUAACGCCGGGAGAAUACUUUUAGUUGUGAAAUUGAAAAUUUAGUCAAGUUUCGUUUGGUUUUAGUAUUGCAUAUAAUAAACCAAUUCGCCACUAUCAUUCAAAAUGUUACCAUUUACACCGCCGGUUGUCAAACGGCUGUUGGCAUGGAAAAAAGGAAAUGACGACUCGUCGAUCGAGGGUAAAUGGUCAGAAAAAGCCGUCAAAAGUCUAGUGAAGAAGCUGAAAAAAACCAGCGCACUUGAAGAACUGGAAAAAGCGAUCUCAACACAAAACCCGUACACCAAAUGUAUCACAAUACCCAGAGUGCGACCAACUAACGGUGAAAACGGUGUAGCACUGCGAAAAGGAUUACCGCAUGUGAUUUAUUGCCGUUUAUGGCGCUGGCCAGAUUUACAAAGUCAAAAUGAACUAAAAGCGCUGGACAAUUGCGAAAACGCGUUCCAUUUGAAAAAGGACGAAGUAUGCAUAAAUCCAUAUCACUACAUGAAAAUUGAGCAACCGCUAGCUUACGUGUUAGUACCAAAGAAUUUACCACAGUCGCAACAACAGUUCGGCACACUCAACAACGGUCAUUCAUCUAAUUCGGCCGUUGUUGGCGGUGGGUUUAGUGGUAGCGCAAGUGAUUCCAUUUCACAACAAUAUCCAAAUCAAUUAGGAUUAAGUUUACAGCAGCAGCAGCAACAACACAUCCCAUACAUGGAGGCAACAUUGAAUCAACAGAUCCCGGGGAAUACAACCAUCAUGGAUUCCACAAAUGUUAGCAUCGGAUCUGUGGGAAGCAUCCCGAGCACGGAAACACCACCACCCGGAUAUAUGUCCGAAGAUGGUGAUCCAAUGGAUCAAAAUGAUAACAUGAGUAUGACAAGAAUAUCUCCGAGUCCUCAACUUGAUGCUCAACCUGUGCUAUAUCAUGAGCCAGCAUUUUGGUGUUCAAUUGGAUAUUAUGAGCUUAACACAAGAGUUGGCGAAACAUUUCACGCGUCUCAACCAUCCAUCACAGUAGAUGGCUUCACGGAUCCAUCCAAUUCAGAAAGAUUCUGUUUGGGCUUACUGUCAAAUGUCAAUCGAAACGAAGUGGUGGAACAAACUCGACGUCAUAUUGGAAAAGGUGUUCGUCUUUACUACAUUGGUGGCGAAGUUUUUGCCGAAUGCUUGAGUGAUUCAAGCAUAUUUGUUCAGAGUCCGAAUUGUAAUCAAAGAUAUGGCUGGCAUCCAGCUACUGUUUGCAAAAUUCCACCUGGUUGCAAUUUGAAGAUAUUCAAUAAUCAAGAAUUCGCGGCUCUUUUAUCACAAUCUGUGUCACAAGGCUUCGAAGCUGUUUACCAAUUGACGCGAAUGUGUACGAUUCGCAUGUCAUUUGUCAAGGGAUGGGGUGCUGAAUACAGACGACAAACUGUAACAUCUACACCGUGCUGGAUUGAAUUACAUUUGAAUGGGCCACUUCAAUGGCUUGAUCGUGUACUAACACAAAUGGGAUCACCGCGUCUACCAUGCAGUUCUAUGUCUUAAAGAAGUUAUUUAAAUAUUCUAAUUUUAGAAACAAAAGAUGGAAAAAUGAAAUGAAAAAAAAAAUCAUAUAAAAAACCAAUGAAAAGAAAAACAAACCACACAAAGAAAAAUGAAUUAAAAAUGGCAACAACAGUCAUAAUCACUUGCAUACACAUCAAAAAAAAAAUUCAACUUCAGAAGAAUAUUUUUAUACAACAUUUUUAUACCAGUGAGAAAAAAUAACGCUCUAAAAGAAUUGCUCUAAAAACCAUUACCACACUUAAAUGAAACUCUUUCUGAUUUAAUUUUCUUCCGGUAUUUUAGUUGCUCAUUUUGAAAUUCCUCGAUUCAAACACAAACUCACUGGAGCAAGAGGAAUGUGACAGCAAUUUUGUUUGAAAAAGAAAAUAACCAUAUUCAUCCGUAGAUAAAUUGAACAGCUAUAAAUAAAACGUAACGAUAAAUAAUAUUUUAAAUAUUAAUUGAGUUUCAAGCCAAACCAGUCAUAUUUUUUAAACAAUGAAACUUUUAAAUAAUAGGAUCAAUAACCAACACAAUCCGUUUAGUCAGCAAAUCAAAUGUGUACAAAGACUUUUCUCUUUUUUUUUUAAAUAUCGAAACAUACAAAUAAAAUAGUUCAUGUCGAGGCCAUCAAAUAAAUUGUACGUCGAAGAUUCAACUGAUACGAACAAAAUAAAAAGACCAUCCACAAUUCAAGAUGAAAAGAAAAAGAUUGAAAUUGGCACUCGACGAUAUGUAAAUACUGGUAUUGUUAAUAAUUUUUAAUGUUAAAUAGAUUACAAAUAACAAAUGAGAUAAAAAAAAACACACACACACACACACUUGCACACACAAUACCGAAGAAAAUGAAAACCGAGUCAACUACGCAUUUAAAACGAGAUUAAGCAACGUCUACCCCCUCAAAGAAUUUACACAACAUAAAAAAAGAAAACAAAAUAUAAAAUCAUUUAUAGAGAACCUUUUUUGCUUAGUUUUUACAGUGUAUGAGAUACAAAGUGAUUGGCAUGGCAAUUUUAUAAGGAAAACAAAAAAUUGAAGAAAAAAAUGAAUGAUAGAAAAAUGGUUUAUUUUAAUUUAAAAAUAAUGACGAGGAAUUAAUUAAUCAUAUGUUCUGACGUCGUAGAUUUCAGAGGGUUGGUAAAUUUAAAAUUUGUCUGAAAUAUCUGGAAAGGAAGGAAUUUUUCUUUAAUUGCCAUUUUUUUAUAAAAAAAUACAGAGGUGUUAUUUUCAAGUCGCUCUUCAGAGGAGAGCUGGACCCACUGGACCUUCGUCGGAACCAUAUGUAAUGACUCCGAUUUGAUUUCAUUGCGAAAAUAGUAAUUUUAAAUUACAAAAUUAGCACACAUUGUCGACAUUGUGUGCAACAUUGUUUUAUUUUUCCACAUUUUUUUUCAAUUCAUUAUAUUUCUCUAUGUAUAAAACAAAGGGAAGGAAUGAAAAUCGAAAGUCAUGAUGAAGAAAAUGUUAAGUUUCAAAAAAGAAUUGUUAUUACGCAUAAACGUAAUUUUGGAUACAGACCAUUUUUCAGAAGCAAAAAAAAACAUACGUCAUAAUUUUGUGAUUUUAUUUUUUAAAUUAAAAAAAAAGCCAAGAGACGAAAACAAUAAACCUUUUAAGCAUGAAUUAACCGGAAAAAAGUGGAAAUGGAACUAAAUUAGAUGCAUCGUGAUAGCAGUUUUAAGGCGAUAUAAAAAUGAAUGAAACGAAAGAAAAUGAAAAUACUAAUGAUAUAUUGGAAAUUCGAAAUUAAAAUUAUUAUUGUACGUUAUUUGGUUUUCAAAAUUUUAUUUAGAACGACGAAAAAAAAAUUUUUAAUUGAAAUUUGGAGUUAUUUUUAUGUAUACAAACAUCAUUGGCCUCACGGCAAAAUAUUUAAAAAAAGAAAAAUUCAUAUUUAAUAACAUGAAGUUAUUAGACGGAUGUAUUGAUUACAUUAACAAGAUUAUAUUGUAUUAUUGGAUAAAUUACAAUACAAAAGAAAACAAAAUUA